Molecule: messenger RNA, 1404 nt
Organism: Botrytis byssoidea
Lineage: Eukaryota; Fungi; Ascomycota; Leotiomycetes; Helotiales; Sclerotiniaceae
Exons: 2
Coding region: 1-1404 (467 amino acids)
Source: RefSeq, a predicted model, not a curated record
AUGGAACUUCGCGACCGAGGUAACGCAUCUGCCAAAACAAGAUAUUCUGCCAACGGACCAGGACUUUGGACGCGACAGACUGCCGACAACGCGCCAACUCCUGAAUCGCGCAAUCGUUCUGAAGCAAAUUCAACUUCGCCGUCACCAGAAAGAAAACCAAAACGAAAAAGAGAAGAAAGAAAUAUGCGCCCCAGGAGACAUAGGGCGCCUUCGUCCAGAACGGAUAUGACAGAUGAUAUAGAAAUGAGUGAGACGCCAGAAAUAGGUCCAGGACAAAACUACACGCAGAACGGACAAUCGCCAGAAAGUCGGGACGAAGAAAGAGUCAAUGGACGAGAGUCAAGCCAUGGAGAUAUCUCUACAGACGAUGCAAACGACAAGUAUUACUCAUUUGGCAAUCAUAGAAACGAGCCGACUUUUCUCGAUCGCAUCAAGGUUCUACCCGAAAUGCGCGAUUUACCAUGGCGCGAAGACCAGGAAUUACCACCGGAAAGAUCGACCGAGAGUCCACGCGUUCAGCAGAGAGGUGCGUGUAUGGUAGCCACCAGAGGAAGAAUAAUGGCAAACCCAUGUUCGCAUUGUAAACAGGGCUAUGGACGAUUCUCUCACUGUAUUGUGUUGGAAGAAUGGUUUCAAGGAGCUUGCGCGACUUGUAUUUUCACAAGUAAAGGGAAUAAAUGCAGUUUGAGAAUAAAAAAUCUGGGGGAUCAAGAUGCUAGAGCUUUAAGAUAUACGGAAAAAAUCGACCCCUCCACCAAGCGAAAGCGAUCCGAAUUUGAAAAACCAACGUUCGAAGAGGAGAAUAGCAUAUUCAGUAAAUUCAAUUCACCAGGUCAUUAUGUCAGUCCAUACCCACCUCUUCCGUCCAUACCACGACCACCAUUAAGGACCCCCGGAUUGAAGGAAGCUCAAGAAGCAGAAUUGGAUUCCAUGUUACAAGCUCAAAUUGCCCGCGAAGAACUCGAUCAAGGAAAUAUGGAUGAAGGGGAGCCAGGCGCAAAUGGGCAACAGUCACGAGCAACUCCAAUUGUAUUGCAUCGACCACGAUUCUACGAAACUCCUGCGAUCAAACAAGUCAUGCAACAGGGAGGUCCACCGCUUCAAAAUAACCAAUUCACCCAGCCGUUGCCGAUCCACAAUUUUCCCAAUAAUCAAAUUGUUCCAUAUCCUACCCCAGCCGAUGUUUCUAUGAUAAGAGAACGAUCUCUCAUCGAUGAUACACCGAAGAGUACGCAAAAACAACUAUUUACUGUUCUGAGCGGAGUGGCAGGAGGACUCCAACAACUACAAAAAGAAUUGAAUUCGUUAAAGUCGGUUCUGGGAUGGGAUAAUGAAGAUGAUGAACAAGAAGUCGUUCGUCAACAAAACUCAUUGUCGCACAAAGAUUCUCGAUAUGGUCCUUGA